Molecule: messenger RNA, 5312 nt
Organism: Exophiala dermatitidis NIH/UT8656
Lineage: Eukaryota; Fungi; Ascomycota; Eurotiomycetes; Chaetothyriales; Herpotrichiellaceae
Exons: 3
Coding region: 225-4325 (1366 amino acids)
Biological process (GO): protein phosphorylation
Molecular function (GO): protein binding; zinc ion binding; protein kinase activity
Source: RefSeq, a predicted model, not a curated record
GCAAGACCCGGACCUUAGCAGUAUUGCUUUUCUUCUCGUCGCAGUAGCACAAGGCUGCCAGCAAGCGGCCCAGCACCAAGGCUGAGGCUGAGAGCUGAGAACUGAGAGCUGAAUGAUGUUACUGCUCUCGCUCCCCCUCCUCCUGCUGUUGCUUCUUCCAGAUCUAUGUAGGUUUCCCAGUUGACUAUGCUGACAGUGUCUUGUCUUUGUGGCCCAAGACAAACAUGUCGACCUCAAUAUCAGGCCGUACUGAUACAUCGGUACCUGCGUCUUCGAGCUACGACACCACUGGUACUUCGAAUGCACCUCCCUCAGAACCCCAAGAUGGUGUCGGGCGGUUUGUGCCGAAUGUAUUCGACCUCGUCUACAUUGCGCGGCGGGCCGAAAUCUCUGUUGCUCGGCCGGUGAUGCAGCUGUUUCUCGGAGCGCAGGCCAUUGACCAGUCCACCUAUCUCGGGCAAGGCGCCUCGUUCGAAGUAUCCUACAAGAAGGUUCCGAAGUCAGAUGGCAUUGAAUAUGAGACAAAAGGCAUAGGCUUGACGCUAUCCACCAGGCAAGGACAAUUUGACGAGCGGGUGCUGGUAUACAAGACAGCCAAGAUCGCCUUCAGUGAGCUGGGAGAGCCAAUGCCAAAGGACCGCAGAGCAAUGGAAUCGGUCCUCAUGGAGAUAUAUGCGUUGAUUCACCCGCCUCUUUACAAACAUCGCAACAUAGUGACGCUCCUUGCUUUGGGAUGGGGGACCAAUCCAUAUACUACAUCAUACAAGCUGCCGGUUGUUGUGACUGAAUAUGCUGACCAUGGCAAUCUAGCAGCUCUCCAGGCGAAGGAGAUUCUCACCUCAGACAUCAAAGUAAACCUCAGUCUCGACAUUGGGCGAGGUCUCCAGGUGUUACAUCGUUGCGGCAUCAUUCAUGGAGAUGUCAAAUCGGAGAACAUUCUGAUAUUUUCCGACCCAGACAAGAAGUAUGUCGCCAAACUCGGUGACUUUGGCUUCUCGAUCGUAGGCGAGCCAUCUGCUGAUUCGGUGCGCAUUGGAGGAACGACGCCAUGGAGAGCGCCAGAAACAGCUGUGGCGGUCCCCCGCCAUCUUCUUGCACAAACCGAUGUGUACUCGUUUGGGCUGACAAUAUGGCGCGUUGCAAUGGACGGGCUCAACCCAUUCCGUAUUCUCCUUGACCCUACUAGCACUGGGAACAGCCUGGCAGAGCAGAUAGAGCUCCUUAAGGAUCAAGAUAUGCUGAAAGACAAGGCCGAUCUCGAAAUGUGGUAUCCGCCCUUUGUACUCUCGUCGAUGGAGAGGCUCGCUGAUGGUUCGUUGCCUGACUUGAUGCAAGUUGUCCAGAUGGUACAGCAGGUACAGACAAGGCUGGCUGCGGGCGGGAUGAAUAUGCUCCAGGCCAUCGAUUACUUCAAGUACAUUUACUGGGUAUUGCAGCAGCGUGGCAUGUCCAAUAUGCCAGUAUACGAGCAAAUCAAGCAGGCUCUUCUGCAGACUGCCCUGAUGGAUCCCUUCUAUGGCAAAGUCACUGAAGUUCUGAAAAGAACUGUCCGUCGAGAUCCAUUGGACCGCAACCUUGAGCAAGCCAUGACGGCUCUAUCUGGGACUACUGACGUCCAACAGGACACUGGUGAUGCAGAUCGAGACAUACGCCUGCAGCGAAGCUUCGACCAUCAUCUGAUGUCCUGGCAAGCCAUCAGAGAACUCCAACCAUCUGUCCAAACCUUUCUCUUAGAGAGAUUCCGUGCCCGAACAGACUCUAACGCUGCUGGAAGCAAAGUUAACCCACCAGAGUGUUUCGUCCUUGCGGCCUUCUACAUGAACGGAUACGGCACCCAGCCUGAUGUUGAGGAAGCGCGACGUUUGAUCCUCCAUGCUGCACGCUAUGGACACGAAGUGUCACAGGCACACGCCUGGCGUAUAUCCAAAGUAUCAGGAAACGAGCUUUCGGUCGACGAGCAGCUGCUGAAAAUGCUCGAAAACAGGGCUAUGAACGGGUCGAGAGCGGCGUUGAAUGACCUUGGAUUGAUCGCACCGGAAAAGGUUGAGAGGAUCAAGAAGAUUCUCAAGCUGGGAUUGGCAGGAGUCGGUGCGUCGUUUUUUUGCGACGAUCUCAUCCAUGGGUUUGGGUUCCCCCAAUGGAUGAACACCUUCAAGAACACAACGAUACUGGUUCAAAACCUCCGAAAUCUGAACGCGAUAGCCGAUUACCGGGUGAACAAACGUGGCGACCGCAUUUUGCACAUGGCAGCAAGCUGUGGCGAACCGCAAGCAAUCACGGCGCUCCUGGACAACUUCCCGACGUUGACAGUAAACCAGCUGAACGAUGCAGGUGAAACGCCGUUGCUUUCCGCCUGCCGCGCUGGGCAGCGGGAAGUCGUGAAACUCUUGAUCGAGAUCGGGGCCGAUCCGACCAUUGUGACAAGCUCGAAAGAGUCUCCUCUGCACUGGCUCAUUUCGUUUGAGGAAGACGAAGUCGAGGAAAUUGGGAAUUCCCUUGUAUCCAAGGGUGCCAACAUACGGCUCUUGACAACUAAGCCAAUCAAUUACAGCAAUUUUCCCUCAGGAGUCGACGCCGACACUCUACCUCCCGGCACACCUUUGACGUGGGCCGUGCAUCACGACCGGGCCGACAUCAUCAAGUUUCUGAUCCGUGCUGCUGGAACGGCUGCCAUCUGUGUCGACAAAUCACCCAACCAACCUUCACCGAUGGAAUGGGCUGCACACUAUCACCACCGAGCAUGCCUCGAGCGGAUGAUUUCGGCCAUGAAAGAAGAGAAACUAGGCUAUACGUACCUCCAUUUUCUCCAGGCUGCUGUUCACAGUGCAGAUAAGUUCUCCAUGGUCUUGAGGAAUGGCAUCGCCUACAUGGAUCGAUUCAAGGAUACCAUGGACUAUCUACUAGAAGAGACUCAUCGUGUGUCAUUUGCUACCGGCAUCGGAGCGUUCGGAUACACCUUGCUCUACUACGCCGUAUCCGAAGCCCACGACUUGGCGGUGGAGUAUUUGCUAUCUGAUGAAACCGAGCAGCUCCUCCAAGCCGGCUGGGAAAAGGCGAAAGAAGCGGCAAAAGAGGAUUCCGAUAUCCCUGUCCGUCGAUACGGUACAUUCAGUCGCGAGCAUAUCAAUAUCACAUGUGGAGAUGAACAACGCACGCCGCUGCUAGAGUGUGUGCGUUGGAAUAGGUGGAAGCUCUUUGAUCUGCUUGUCAGCAAUGGAGCGGACGUCACUGCCAGGAGCCGAAACCCCUUUGACAAUACGAAAACCGACUGGAGCGCUCUUCACACGUUCGCACACGCUGCUCAUAACAGUGAUGUUUCGCUAGCGGAGCGGAUUAUAGAGGCAGGGGUUCCAGCAGACGCUCAAAUGGAAGGCAGCAGUGAUCUCGAGUCACCUCUCUUGGUGGCUUUGAAAAACAAUGCAUACAACCUAGCAGAGUUACUACUUGGACACGGCGCCGACCUCAACAGGAAAUGCAUUUCGUCCGGUCUGAUAGCGCUAGAACAUCCCACAACGAUCCUCGGUCACUUGGUGGCCUCAACGGCUCGCGAGUCCGCGUCCCGCAUCCGUUUCGUUUUGAGCCGAGGUCGCCCUGCCGUCACAAACGAGAAGGAAGCUGAAGCUGUGACGACCGUUGAUACCAUUGUAGAGCCAGCGCGAUCAUUGACGGCAGUACACCGAGCCGCUUGGGCUUACAAAGGUGUCUUUGACCGUAGCCCAGAUGGUGAGGUUCAGCCAGUCAAGCGGGCCAACUAUGAUUUUGCUCAGAAUCGCGAAAUCAUGUACGAGUUGCUCCAGCACCUGGGUGGCUUUGGCUCGCAAAGCUACCUCAACGCCAGAACAGGUGACGCACUUUUGCGCCAAACAGCGCUUCAUCUGGCAGUUGACGCGAUUAAUGUCAGAUGUGUCGAGUUGUUGCUCGACACGGGAGCAGUAGACGUCAGCCUUGCAGAUGCGCAAGGAUGCACGGCGUUGGACUUGGCCAUCCAGGGCGCCCGUCAUGCCGGCAUCAAAUGCGACGGACCAUGUGAGCAAGUACCCCUUCCUGGUCGGAGGUGGCAUUGCAUCAUCUGUCCGGACCAUGAUCUGUGCGAUACAUGUCGGGGAGUGAUAGAACCGACUUCUCGUGGACAACAUGAGUUCAGAGAGGUGACUCUGGGUGAAACUUGCGCCGACAUCUCUGCAAAGAGCAAGUGGCGGGUGCGUGUACCCGAAGAAAUGGAGGACAUGGCGGAGAUUAUUGAUUUGCUGCAAGCGAGACAAGUGAUCAACACGACUCAGGACGCAUUUGCAUCGCUGGGUGUCUCGGAUCAAACAGUGAGCUGAGAAACGACUGGUUCCCUCUCCCCUCUCUGCUUCCGUGGGUUGGUCAAAGAGGAGACAAACUUGGUCACGACUACCUUUCAGUGUGCACUGCACGCAGUGGAUAUGAUAUCACACAGACUGGGAAAUAAAAUAUUUGCACAGUGAGAGAUCGUCUCUGCUUUUCUCAUGUUCGGCAAUUCUCCAAACUUCGAACCAUAUCCAGCAGAUCCUGAAGCGUGUCGGGAGCAGCAUCCAGCGGACUCAAGCCAUGAUUCAAACAAACCCCAACCUGCCUGGCAUAUGUAUCACCCAUACGAUAAUGAACUUGUCCAUUUUUGACCUCGUGAUCGAUCAGGUGUUUCGGCACUUGUGCAAUAUCGUUCAGCGAAACACUGUAUGUUGCUGUAGGCUGCUUUCGGACAUCCACACAAUCCUUGACUAUAUAUUUCAACGCCUUCCAUUCAGCCAGUUCGACCAAGACCAGACCGAGACUAUAAAGGUCCAUGUGCUUUUGGAACGAGGUGGACGGCUCGCCCAGGGCAUGCGGGUGCCGGUAGAUGUCGGCCUGGGGCUCGGACGAAGGCUGCUCUGAGAUCUCGGCGGGCGAGUCUUGUCGCGAGAACGAGAAGCCCGUCACAUACGGGACCGACCAGUCGUUGUCGAAGAAGACGACGUUUUCGGACCGGAGGUCCUUGUGCAGCCAGCCUGCGGUGUGCAGAAUCAAUAGCGUGUUGGCGAGCUUCGAGGCGAUGUCGAGUCGCGUGGUUACGCUGGGUGAUUUGAGGGUUUUGUUCUCGCGGAUCAAUUCGUUGAGGGAUUUGGGUGGUGAUCUGGUCUUGACUUGUGCAGCGUCGCUGGAAUCCCCGAUGGAUGUUUGGGGAUAACUGUAUACAAAGACAAAGCGGUCGCCGUCCUCGAAGAAACCUAGACAUCGCAGCGUGUGGAACGACGGGUGUUUGACUCGAGACAAUAAAAAUGCCAGACCCUUGACUCGCGAAAGAAGCUUUC